AUGUCCCCUCCACCAAUCCCUUACGCAAUCUCAGUACCAGAUGUUUCUCUCCAGGAGCUCCAGCAGCGUCUUGCCUGGGCCAAGCCUGCAACCCAGUUUGAGUCUUCAGAGCAAGACUCAUGGGACUUUGGAGUCCCUGCGAAGGAGAUUAAGCGACUAGUGGCGUACUGGAGAGAUCAUUUUGACUGGCGGAAAGCCGAAGCCCAUUUAAAUGAACUCCCUCAGUAUCGCACUGAAAUUGAAGUUGACGGAUUUGGAACUCUGGAUAUUCAUUUUGUUCAUCAAGUUAGCCCUGUCAAAGAUGCCAUUCCCUUGCUCUUCAGCCAUGGGUGGCCAGGAUCAUUUAUCGAGGUGACAAAACUCUUGCCAAUGCUACAAGGUGAUGACAGCCAGCCGGCAUUCCAUGUUGUGGCACCUUCAUUGCCCAACUUCGGAUUCUCGUCUGGAGUCACCAAACGCGGAUUUGGGUGGGCCCAGUAUGCUGAGACUUUUAACAAGCUGAUGCUCAAGCUUGGUUAUUCUGAAUAUGGCAAGCCAACACAGGUACUCUAUAUCACGCAAGGCGGAGACUUGGGCCAUUGGAUAACCAGGAGUAUAGGCACUUUAUACCCGGAGCAUUGCAAAGCAUCUCACCUGAAUAUGGUCAUUGCCCAACCUCCCAAAUGGACCACCAAUCCACUCUUAGCUCUCCAGCACAGCAUUCAACCCUAUACUACCCAUGAAAAAAAUGGUCUAGAGCGAUCUGCAUGGUUUGAGCGCGAAGGCUUUGGAUACAAUUUAUUGCAAAGAACGAAGCCCCAGACAAUCGGCACAGCAUUAGCAGACAGUCCCGUCGCACUACUCGGCUGGAUCUAUGAGAAGCUCCACGAUUGGUCAGAUUCUUAUCCAUGGACCGACGAUGAGAUUCUAACUUGGGUGUCCAUCUAUUGGUUUUCGGUCGCAGGUCCAGAGGCCAGUGUUCGUGUCUACUAUGAAGGCUCUCACGGUCACCCCGGCAAGGAUUUAAGUUACGAAAAGCUCCAGGAGUAUGUACCCAAUGUCAAAUUGGGGCUUGUGCAUCUCCCACGUGAGCUAGUUGUGGUUCCUCGUACCUGGGCUGCUGCGCUUGGUCCUAUUGUGUUGCAGACUGAGCAUGAUCAUGGAGGCCAUUUCGCUGCCUGGGAGGUUCCUGAAAUUAUUACUCGGGAUUUGCAGACGAUGUUCAAAAAGGAUGGGCCUUGUUUUGGUAUCGUGCCUGGAAGAAAUGGCUAUUAG
This is a messenger RNA of Penicillium pulvis, 1254 nucleotides long. Its product is annotated as epoxide hydrolase family protein. Gene Ontology annotation, molecular function: epoxide hydrolase activity. Bases 1 to 1254 code for a protein of 417 amino acids. NCBI's taxonomy places the organism in Eukaryota, Fungi, Ascomycota, Eurotiomycetes, Eurotiales, Aspergillaceae. The transcript has 4 exons. Gene Ontology annotation, biological process: epoxide metabolic process. The record is from RefSeq and is a predicted model, not a curated record.